UGGAAAAUGGUAUGAUAUGUCAUGUGACAACACGCUGCCAUUUGUUUGCUAUGGUGGUAGAGGGAAUGCAACACAAAGUUUUAUCAGAAUCAAUGAUUGGAAAACCUGGUCAGAGGCUCGUAGAUACUGCAGAGAUCAUUACACAGAUCUUGUCAAUGUGAGAAAUCAGACUGAGAACCAGAGGAUCCUUGAGGCAGUAGGAGGAGGAGUCUGGAUAGGACUGUACAGAAACAGGAUUUGGUCAAACGGUCAGAAUACCAGUUAUGAAGACUGGAGACCAGCCGUUCCCGAUUCAGCGCAACAGCCAGAUAAUGGUCAAUAUGUUUAUGGCCAGUGGGGCUUGCAGCACUGUACUGCUGUAUCAUUCAGUCAUUUAGGUCGAUGGACUGAUGAGGACUGCCUAUCCAGCACUUUUAUCUGCUACAACAGAACCUGCACACAAUCUUCAUGCACCCGUCAGUAUCACUUUGUGAAUGAGAAUAAGACCUGGACUGAAGCUCAGAGAUACUGCAGACAGAAUUACACUGAUCUGGCCACCAUUGACAACAUGGAGGAAAUGGAUAGGCUCAUUAAAAGAGUACGCAGAACUUACUAUGGCAAAGCUUGGAUUGGUCUCUAUGAUGAUAUAAACAGCUGGAGAUGGUCUCUUGAUAAUGUAAUGUUUGAUGGAGAAUUUAAAGGCUGGUUUGUUCAGCAACAAGUGAACUCAGGUGGACAGAGUCUGUGUGUGUACAUGUCAUAUUAUCGGGGAACAUGGAGUGAAGCCUCUUGCUACUAUACACUUCCCUUUGUUUGCUAUGAUGGAAGAGUGAAUGCUAGUACAAGUUAUGUGUUUGUCUACCAGUACAGUAACUGGACUGAAGCACAGAGAUACUGCAGAGAACAUCACACGGACCUCGUCAGUAUCAGGAAUGAGACUGAAAACUUCAAACUUCAAUCAUUAUUUUCAUAUUAUAACACUUUUUGGAUCGGACUGUACAGAACCAGAUCUUGGUCAGAUCAGAGCAACUCAUCAUUCAGUAACUGGAGAACAGGACAGCCAGAUAAUGCUGGAAACAGUGAAUACUGCACUGCAGUGUCAUUUAGUGAUUCUGGGAAAUGGACAGAUAAAAACUGCAACACUGCAUUACCUUUCACUUGUUACAGUGCAUUAGCAUCAUCUCGUCAGUAUCACUUUGUGAAUGAGUCUAAGACCUGGACUGAAGCUCAGAGAUACUGCAGACAGAAUUACACUGAUCUGGCCACCAUUGAGAACAUGGAGGAAAUGAACAGACUGAUUAACACAGUUAAUGGGAGUUACAAUGGUUCAGCCUGGAUUGGCCUGUAUGAUGAUGUGAACAGCUGGGGAUGGUCACUGGAAGACAAUGAUUUCUAUCAGGAAGGAGAGAGAGAUUUCAGGAACUUUUAUCAUGAACCAAACAAUGCUGGGAAUGAACUGUGUGUUUACAUGGAUUAUAAUGGAAACUGGUUGGAUUCAUCAUGUGACAAUUAUUACACAUUUGUUUGCUAUGAUGGUAGAGUAAACAGCUCUCAGAAUUAUGUUUGGAUAUAUGAGUAUAGGACCUGGACUGGAGCUCAGAGCUACUGCAGAGAGAAAUACACAGACCUGGCCAGUGUGAGGAAUGAGACAGAGCGUCAACAGAUACUGAAUGUUACACUUUAUCGUAAUUAUGGAUGGAUCGGUCUGUACAGAAACAGACUGUGGUCAGAUCAGAGCAACUCUUCCUUCACAUAUUGGCUUCCGUGGACUCAAGGUGUUGCUGCACAACCAGAUAAUGGUGUAAGUGUCCCAGGACAGCGGGGAUCUCAACACUGCACAGCUGUGUCUUUACAAUACCUUGGCCAGUUGACAGAUGAGAGCUGCUUGGCCAGUUUCCCUUUCUUCUGUUACAGUGACAAGUAUGUGAUGGGGCUUAGAGUGAAAGUUACAAGUCUGGAGAAUCUGUCAGAGUCUCAAAUUGAAGAGCUGGUGAUUAUACAGCUCCAGGAAGAAUUUAUCAGACAAGGACUUCCCAGCAACUUCACCAUGCAUUUGAGAAACUAUCGUAAAACAAGUCCAUGAAAGACAAGUACAGCAUUCCAGCACACAAAGAAAAUAAGUAUAGGUUUCAUGUUUUAUCAGACUAUUACAGAACAUCUCCAUCUCUUGCAUGCUUUUUGCUAUUGAUAUUGAACAAAAAUUCAGAACUUCAAAUGAUAUUACCUGAAAAAUAAACACAUUUUUUUUU
Messenger RNA from Cyprinus carpio (common carp), 2228 nucleotides. RefSeq names its product macrophage mannose receptor 1-like. NCBI's taxonomy places the organism in Eukaryota, Metazoa, Chordata, Actinopteri, Cypriniformes, Cyprinidae. Bases 17 to 2062 code for a protein of 681 amino acids. The transcript has 9 exons. The record is from RefSeq and is a predicted model, not a curated record.